UGGUAAACCUGGCGCUUGGUAAGACCGUCUCUAGUAGCAGCAUCUAUCCAUAUCCCCCAUAUUCAAAAGAGAGCUAUGCCGUGGAUGGUAGGACAGACUUUACUGACAACAGUCUACUGUUUCACACAGACUUCGAACUUUAUCCCUGGCUGACGGUAGACAUAGGAACACUCUGUAUUGUGAAAAAUGUAAUUCUUUACAACAGAAGCGAUGGCCAUGGUCGCUGGCUACAUAGUAUUGAGAUAAGAGCUGGACUCUCUUCCGUUUGGUCCGAGAUGAACAUGUGUGGCACAGUCCUUGGACCGAGUCAAACUGGAGAAAUCCACACCAUAGAGUGUGAAACCAAACCCCUCCUAUAUGGGUCUUAUGUCACUGUGAAAAUAGUGCGUCCUAACUACAUUACAGACGACCCUAUGGCAUUCGGCGGAAAAAAUGUCUUGUGUUUAAGAGAAAUUGUCGUCAAUGGCCGUGAUGCAUAA
Saccostrea cuccullata (small rock oyster) is the source of this 479-nucleotide messenger RNA. RefSeq lists its product as uncharacterized. The annotation marks the transcript as partial. The transcript is spliced from 2 exons. Lineage: Eukaryota; Metazoa; Mollusca; Bivalvia; Ostreida; Ostreidae. The record is from RefSeq and is a predicted model, not a curated record.